AGUAUUUCGAAUGUGGAAUUAUUAAUUUUAGAUUAUUUCGUGUUCUACCGUCCCCUCUUCAUCUUGUCAGCAUCGUCCCAGCCAGUCCUUUGCAAGGCUUGGACCGUUCCAGCUACCUCUUUAGAGUAGAGUAUGGCAUACAUUAGACCAAUUCUGAAGGGUGCAGCAGCGUUUGGCGGUAGCUUCGUCGCAGUAUUUGCUGGCCUGACUGUUGCCGCUGACGUCUGUCCUUACUACAUCGACACAGUCAGCGGAGGUUCCAUGAAACCCACACUGAAUCCACGUGACAAUGGCACGAGAGACAGGGUACUCGCCAAGCGCCUGACGAUGGAGCAGGCUGAUAAGCUGCAACGAGGGGACAUUGUUGACGCCACGAAUCCACGUAACCCGCACGGUGACAAGGUGGUGAAGCGGAUCAUUGCACUUCCUGGUGACAGUGUGUUAACGCCGCGCUACCACGAUGAAGUGGUGAAGAUACCACGGUAUCACUGCUGGGUCGAGGGAGACCACCCGGAGACCUCUGCGGACAGCAAUUACUAUGGACCGAUUCCCGUUGAGCUCGUCCAUGGGAAGGUGAUGUUCGUUGUUUGGCCGCCGACCCGUUUGGGCCGACUAGCCGAGCGUGACUUGAGUGGUCCAGAUGCACACAAGAUGUCCACCGUACUCCAUCACACUCCUUUGCCACGAUGACCGUUGCCACACAACUCUGUCAUGGCUGCUGGUUAUCAUAGGAGCUGGAGAUCACCACGCGCGCUCCAGCAAAAAUUCAUUGACAGUUCCUCUCCAGCCAACUGUGCAGCAAUUCAACAAGGUCACAACCUCCUGUGGCUGGAGAAAAUCGCCUGCUUGUGUACCCCAGGCUGUGCUCCACUUGCGAGAGCUGUCCAGUGCCCUUUUGCUGGGUUAUGCAGCUCUGCUGUUCUCCAGUGGAAGCAGACUUGCCCAGUAAGGCGCGAGAACAUGGAAGAAGGGCUAUGCUUUUCAGGCAUCGCAUUAUUGCAAGUUGUACUACAUGUACUUCACUGGAAGUGGAAACGCUGACAUCCUGGCAGUGUGGCAUAGUUUGCUAGAGAUUCGCAAUUCAGUGGAGCCUGGUGGUAUUCCUCCACUAAUCACAUAUCGGUCUUGUCAUGGUGUGCAACACACUGUCACUCAGCCUCUGAACAGGUACAGCUUCCCCUAUGCCCCACGUUCUCACCGAAGCUGGUCUUCACCAACAUUCCUAAUCUCCCCAUUUCUUACCUUGAUUUCCUGAGUAGUACUUGGAUUUAGUCAAUAUGUGCAUGAUGGUAUUCUACAUAUAUCCCAGCUACCAGCUACUAGUACAUGCAAGGUAUGGUGGUACAUGAUAUACUUUGAAGUACAUGCAAGGUGUGGUGGUACAUGAUAUACUUUGAAGUACAUGGUGUCACUGCCUGAUUUUGAUCGAGAUGUUUUAUCAGUUCAUCCUCAGGCAUAUCGUGUGGCAUCAUUGAGAAACCUGGCCGUAGCCUAGCUAGGUGAGAGCAAGCGGAGCAAUGAGUGUUGCUGUCACGGUACACUGAACAGGGUUUUUUUGCAAGCACGAUUCCUGGAGUCUCAUCCUACGCAGGCUAGCCGAUGGAUCCCGCGCUUUCUCCAUGAAUCAGGCGUGUUAGUGUACUACUAUGCAAUAGUGUGUUAUUUCGAUUAAUAAUUUUGAUAUUCCGGAUAAUGUGAAAGGCCCAACGUUUUUUCUUCGCUCCUGACUUGCUAUCAGCCUUUUCUACUAAGAGUGGGCUGUAGUCCUAAACUUUUCUCAAAACGGCAUCCCCUUGUGCCCUGA
Molecule: messenger RNA, 1804 nt
Organism: Sycon ciliatum
Lineage: Eukaryota; Metazoa; Porifera; Calcarea; Leucosolenida; Sycettidae
Product: mitochondrial inner membrane protease subunit 2-like
Exons: 5
Coding region: 133-690 (185 amino acids)
Biological process (GO): neuropeptide signaling pathway; pheromone biosynthetic process
Cellular component (GO): mitochondrial inner membrane peptidase complex; membrane
Molecular function (GO): neuropeptide hormone activity; serine-type endopeptidase activity
Source: RefSeq, a predicted model, not a curated record